Cydia amplana is the source of this 2103-nucleotide messenger RNA. RefSeq lists its product as uncharacterized. Lineage: Eukaryota; Metazoa; Arthropoda; Insecta; Lepidoptera; Tortricidae. The record is from RefSeq and is a predicted model, not a curated record. The transcript has 10 exons. Bases 32 to 2077 code for a protein of 681 amino acids.
UUAAUUACAGGGAGUGUUUCGUUUAGUUUCAAUGGCGGGGGUACUUUUUAUCGUGAACAUACCAUGUAAAGAACACGAAGAAGACUUAAGAGAGAAAGUUAAAUCCUCAAAACUCUUAAUGCAAAAAGAAAAAUACGAGCACACGUCAAAAGUAAUCCGGGAACUGAAGAAAAACAAAAAAUUCGGAAACUUAGCGUUCGAAUCGUAUACAUACGAGGAGAAAGGAUUGCAGAAUUGUAAGUCGAUGGAAUGUGUGAACGGUAGUAGUGAUUACGGGUUAGUGAAGUCUAAGAGUGAUAAUAUGUUGAAUGAGAGUUACAAGUGGGAUGUGGGGAGCCAGUUCGACAGGAAGUCUUGGAGAGUGAAGCAGGCGAUAAGGCUGCGGAAGAGGAAGUUGCGGAUUUCACGGCCUCUCUGCAUCACGGACGUGCUGACUGCUUUUCACUGGGACACGCCUCUUGAGCUGAUUCUGUCCGAGGUUAUCACACAACUUGGAAUUGAUAACGCAACAUGGACAUCUACCAGAGGAGACAAGUACUGGCAGGUGCUAUUUUCCCUGGAAUCCAGUGACGUGUGUGAAGAGCUCCUCCAAGUCCUGGGCAAGUUCGGCAUCGGCUCCCGUUUCCAGUCCUCCGUGAGCUUGAUUCCUUGCGCGCUCCAUUUUAAAGCCGCCGAGACUGACCUGCCGCGUAAUGGCAGUGAGAAAUUUAGAAGCGCCGACGCUUCCGCCUGGACCCGUUUCUCUUCCUCCGUCCGCGCCCGCACGAACUUGGCCCAAGUUCUUCACGACGUACGAGCGGAGGCCGCGCUGACCUUUGAUUGGCUGUUCCUGCUGCUCGUGGCUGCCUUCGUAUCAGCCAUUGGGCUAGCGGAGAACUCCACUGUCAUACUAGUCGCUAGUAUGCUGAUUUCGCCACUUAUGGGUCCCAUAACAGCGGGCACACUGGGCACGGCCGUCCGGGACCGCUCACUGCAGCAGAUGGGCGUGCUACAUGAGCUGCUGGGGCUGUUCCUUGCGUUGGUUGUUGGCUUUCUCUUCGGCCUGACCAUCAGCGCCGUGGACGAACGCUAUGGUAUCGGCCAGUGGCCUACGGAUGAGAUGAUGGCGAGGUGUGAACUCCGCUCGCUGUGGGUGGGAGUGCUGGUAGCGAUACCUAGCGGCGCUGGAGUGGCAGUAGCCGUGCUUGGAGAAUACACCGCUUCACUAGUCGGCGUUGCCAUCUCCCUGUCGCUGCUGCCACCUGCAGUUAACGCUGGAUUGUUAUGGGCGAUGGCGUUAGUCCACCUGAUAUUUGCUGACGACCAGAACUUUACCGGAGUAGUGACCACAUUCUACUAUAGCAACGACCCGCCCACUGAGCUGGCGAUCCUCGGCUCGGUAUCGCUGUGUCUCACACUCGUCAAUAUUGCCUGCAUAUUCCUUGCAGGCGUCGCUGUUUAUAAGAUUAAAGAAGUAUGUCCCCUGGAUGGACGAGACAUUUUAUGGUGGAGAGUUAAUCGCCAUUCACAGAGGUCCCCGAAGCGAAAUAUUCUGAAGAAAAACAACAAUAUAUCGUGGGAAAAAUACAGCAAUUGGUCGAACGAGUGUUCUAAAAAGGAUCAGCAGGAAGACGACGGGAAGGAGCCGAUAAUCUCGCCGGUUCAGAGUGACACGGUCACCUACAGGAGAGAAACGCCUGCCAUUCGGCGCAUGAGAGCUCAAAAUAUAGAGGAUUAUUGCACACAGACAGAACAGUUCAAUUCAACGCCCCAAAAUUAUGAACAAAAUAUUGAAGAUGGAAGACACAUCUACAACAGCAUAGAUAGUAUUACGCCUAAAACAGAUAUAUCAAUAUCAGACAUACGAUUUUCCAACAACAUACAGAGCGAACACUUUUAUAACAAAGACUGUAUUACAGAUCUCGAUGACAUUAAUAGCUUCUGUAACGUAGGUUUCGAAGAGCAAGAAAACUAUGAAAAAGAAAACUUACGUGAUCAAGGUGAACUGUCGUCGAUGCCCGUUAUAGAGCCGUCUUCGAAUCUCACGGUGGACGCGCAGCGGCGGGUGGUUUUAGCUAGUAAGUCUUAUAAUGUUUGAAUAUGUUGUAAUAAUAUUAGUAUUAA